CUCUGUCUUGGUUACUUUAACAAUGGUGGCAAGUGAAAACAGCCUGCCUUUGGUCCUGGGCCAAGAGGGGGCCGCCCUGCGUAAUAAAGUACUCUGGAGGUGGGGAAUCUCUCUCCACACAACGAACCGGCGGUGCGCACCCACAACUGCACUCCUGCUCUGAAAUCUCACUCAACACCACACCACGGCAGGAGCUCACUUAUACCAAAUCGCAGAAACUUUCAAGUCAGAGCGCAUGGCACAUUAGCCUUUGUCUAUGCGCACUUCUCAACCCCUCUGAGCCACCGCCUUUACCCUCCCGUGCCUCUACGCCGUCAGCAUGUCGACACCACCGCCACCCCUUGACCAGGCGCCCAGCAACGUCAAGUCCCUGUCCAUAUUCGGCGGGUACAUGGCGACCGCGGCGCUGCUGACAUGGCGCUCCGUGGUGAUCAUCAGGGCGCAGUACAAGCGCAACAGCACACUCGCAGCCGCGGCCUCCUCCUCUUCUUCUUCCUCCUCCUCCUCCUCGUCAGCACAGGCAACACAGCAACAGCAGGCGCAGAACGAAGCCCUCCUGUCUGCGGCCCAGCUCCGCCGGCGGAUACGGGUCUUUAGCGUCCUGGCCGCCGCGAGCCUGGGCACGACGUGGUACUACAUGUUUGCGUUCUUUGCGCACUCGUAUCGCGAGUGGGCGGCCACCAAGGGCGUUGAUGUCGUUGCCGCGGCCGCCGCCGCCGCUGGUGGUGGUGGUGGUGUUCUGCAGGGCUUGCAGCUGGGCGCCUGGCUCAAGGACACGUCGCUGUUCAGCUUGGCCUGGGGCUCUGCCAUGGCCAGCGACGCGCGAGUCUGGUGGACACAGCAGAUCUUUGGGUUCUGCUCGGUGUGGACCCUCGUGCUCGGGACUGAAGGCUCCCUUCGCAACAUCCCAACCCUGUGGCCAUUUAUUCUGCUCGGGCAGAUCGUAGCCAUCUCCUUCGCCGCAAACCUGUCCUUCCUGGCCAUGAUCCUGUCCCCGUGGGUCCCCAAGGAGCCCCUGAAGGGCCGCGCAAAGUGGAACGCAAACUCGCGGCUCGUCGACCCGGCGACCUUCUUCGCGUACGCCAUUGUCGGCCUCACGUUUGCCAGUGUGGCCGCCACCCUGCCGUCGUCUUUCGCCGCCACGGAGGGCGGCAGCACCACCACCAGUGAGGACAACAACAACAACAACUCCAAGCAGAGUGGCGGGAUGAUGAGCGACCCGUGGUUCCUCCCGCUGCUGCUCACGCCCCAUGUCCUCGCCUUUGCGCCGCUGCUCCUGAAGAAGCAGAUCCGCUCGGCGCGGCAGCUCGCGCAGCCCAGCCUGAUUGCGGUCGUCAUGGCGAUCCUGCUGCAGACUCGGACCACGGGCAACGUGCUGGAGCAAGGCGGCGGGCUGGCGGAGAUCAGGGGCGCGUUCUACGAGCACCCGGCUGUCAGCAGUGUCGGCUGGGACGUGGUGCUCUGCUGGGUCAGCUUUACGUGUUGGUCGUUGUUGCGGGACUGAGUCUGGCGAACUUGGCUGCCGAGUAAGCAGGUAGAGAAAAGGGAGGUCUAGAUGUGUGGAAAAUCUACAUACCC
Molecule: messenger RNA, 1578 nt
Organism: Microdochium trichocladiopsis
Lineage: Eukaryota; Fungi; Ascomycota; Sordariomycetes; Xylariales; Microdochiaceae
Exons: 2
Coding region: 320-1504 (394 amino acids)
Source: RefSeq, a predicted model, not a curated record